AUGACGCGACUAGACCAGCUCAUGACGCGAAUGGACCAGCGUUUCGAGCAGAUGAACCAGCGUUUCGAGCAGGUGGACCAGCGUUUCGAGCAGGUCAACCAGCAUCUCACAGCCAUGAAUGCUGGCAUGCAAACCCUUACGGCGCGUCUUAAUGCCACACAGCACAACACCAAUGCCCAGUUCGCAAAUUACACAGCCCACAGUGACACCUCCCCGCUGGUUCCACUCCAGCACUACAUUACUGGCGAAGAUAUCCCCGGUUUCCCUGCUACGACUGGAGACAUUGGUCUUCUAAAUUGCCAAAUGGUCGACACCCUCAUUGAAGCCCUAGGCGGAUCCACUGAAGACACGCUCGAGAAGAAGAAAUUGAGACUUCGUCGUUUGGUUGGGGUGGUUUCUGUCCCAUUUGCUUAA
This is a messenger RNA of Pseudogymnoascus destructans, 414 nucleotides long. RefSeq lists its product as uncharacterized. The record is from RefSeq and is a predicted model, not a curated record. The coding region runs from base 1 to 414 and encodes 137 amino acids. Lineage: Eukaryota; Fungi; Ascomycota; Leotiomycetes; Thelebolales; Thelebolaceae. The transcript is spliced from 2 exons.